AUGCAAGAUAAAAGAUACCAACUAAGCAUCCAGCAUCAAGACAAUGCAUUUCACCGAGAACUGCGCAUUGAUGCUUGCGUGGACAAGCAAGAACGGGUGUCUCGUGUGGCAGCGGUCGCAUUCCAGACGGUUCUAUCUGUACCUUUCGGUACAACCUCUCCACCCUCCGACAAUUGUGUCGCCGCCAUGCCUGCCCACAACACAUUAGCCAUACUAGCCUAUUGCCUCUGA
Protopolystoma xenopodis is the source of this 231-nucleotide messenger RNA. NCBI's taxonomy places the organism in Eukaryota, Metazoa, Platyhelminthes, Monogenea, Polystomatidea, Polystomatidae. The record is from the annotation of a GenBank genome assembly.